AUGUUCUACAGAUUCGCGUCACUUCGGGAAACCCCUCAAAAGUCUUGCGUCACUCUGUCGAGCAUCGAAGCUUUUGCACGCUAUUGGAACAGCUGUGCUCUAUCAGCGAUUUCAAUUUCGGAUCAGCAGAGAGGAACCCAGCUUGAGAAGACUGAUACAAUUUGUAUUGACGACCCGGCGGAAUUCUCUCCUGGCUGGAUACAUAAUGCAGACUAUCUGAGCUACCGCCGAACGACUGUCCACGAAUCAUCAAGAAACCUAGACUUGGAACUUGUAUCGUUGGCACCCACGCUUCGAAUGCUCCGGUAUUCCACCUCGACCUUGCAGUUCGCCAUUAUUCUAGCGCAGUACCUUAUCAUACGGCUGACACAACUGAGAAGACUAUCAAUGAGGUCUCAUUGUCCUAGCUCAACGCAAAUAGUAGGUAAUUGGGCCUAUCUUAGGACAAAUGGACGACCAGGGAGCUUGCCACUUUUACGAAUCGUGGCAAUCCAAGCAAUGGAAGCACCCGCAGUAUCCCAAAAAUGGAGCUCUAGUAUUCUACAAGCUCUUUGUCAAAUCGCGCCAAACAUCACCUAUUUGGAUACUGAGCUGGUUAUACCGUUGCCAACAUCUAUCGACAUGGCAAACGCAACCUUUCACCUGCGCAACGUUGAAUAUCUCAAUCUAAACGGGACAGAGAUAGGAUCUGAGAUGCUGUCUUCAUUGGUCAAUUCCUGUGGACCACUGAAAGGUUUCAAGUAUCGACCAGCCACCUGGAACAUGUAUGGAUGGCGUCCUCGGACGCGAGAAACUGCCGAUAUCACCGCUGGGUCGGUACUAGAUGCACUCAGACCUCACGCAAAUACGUUAGAGUCUUUGGAACUAAACAUUAUGGAAAAGGUCUUCCGUUCAGGCCGUCGGGAGCAGCUGGAAUCCAUGCGACAUUUCGAAAGUCUCACAUACUUGGGACUGGAUAGCUUCUGCUACGACGGGCGACAGUCCCUAGGCAACAUUCUCCCAGGCAGACUGGAGACUAUAGAAAUCACAUGCAUGCAUGAAACGAUGCAUGAAGAUGUCUUGGAGCUGGCGCGUUUAGCUAAUUGGCUUCCCAACCUCCACACGGUUAAUUUAUAUCCUUGGCCCAAUAGCACGAGCUGCCCUACGAGUAUUCUCAAAAUCUCGACCAUUGCUGAGCAAUUUCGACAAAGAAACGUCGUAUUCUCAUUCUCUCACGGAACCUACCUCAAUCGUGCAUCCAAAUGGGGACUAUACACAAUUAUUGAGGCAACAUUGGUCCUAAAUGAAACUAUGGCCCAAUACAACUUGUUCAUAGUAAUUGAGAUUUAA
This is a messenger RNA of Colletotrichum lupini, 1329 nucleotides long. RefSeq lists its product as uncharacterized. Bases 1 to 1329 code for a protein of 442 amino acids. Lineage: Eukaryota; Fungi; Ascomycota; Sordariomycetes; Glomerellales; Glomerellaceae. The transcript is spliced from 4 exons. The record is from RefSeq and is a predicted model, not a curated record.